AAACCGAGACGGUUUCCCCAACCAUGCGGUCCUUGCCUCGUUCGAGUUAUAUUCUCCGAAUGGUUCUGUCGUCGUCGUCGCCACCCGCGACGAUCCUCCUCCCGCCUCACUAGUCAGCCAUGGCACCUCAAGACGCUGACGACGCUGCCAAUACCAUGGACUGCACCUGGCAGUAUGCCGAAGAGUUCCCUUCGUUCGACGACGAGCGCGCGUUCGGGUCUGCGCCACUGCAGUCGUCGUCAUCUCUGCUGUCGCCAUCGUUCACCAACCAAUACUUCAGCCACGACACGUUGGAAUGGGAAUUCUUCUACAUCCCGCCGGAAGUCCCACAGAUCUCGCAUGUCGGGAUGCCGGAAUCGCCGGCCGCGUUCGGUGGCCUGAGUCCACGGCUGUCAUACAACAUCGAGUCGCUGUCGCCGGGGUCCGGCGAUCCCACUUCAGAUCCCUCCCCGGUCGAGGCAAUGCCGUCCCCCUCGACUCGACCCUCUCCAGCGCCGGCACGUGCUCCGACGAGUCCGGCCGAACACCGGCUGAAGAAACGGUUCCCGCGGAUCAAGAACGGGUACAGCUGCGAAGACGCCCGCUGUACGAAGAAGUUCGACACGCAAGGGGCUGCCACCAAGCAUCAUCAGCGCACCCACACGCCGGAGUCGUCCAGGCCCCACAAGUGCCCGCACUGUCCCCGCCGGUUCCUCUGGGACAAGGACAUCAAGCGGCACAUCGGCCAGAUGCACGCCGCCCACCAGAACGCGGUCGCGCUGCGGUCGCCCCACGCGCGCCGUCCCUCCUUCGACCUGGAGAUGCUCUUCGGCCCGAACGGCCCCCGCUUCACCGCCGACGCCAUGUUCGCCGCCCUGCGCGCCGCCAUCCAGAUGAAGCGCGUGGCGGUCCGCAUCCGGGCGCGCCGCCGGUCCCAGGGCGAGCCCGGCCAGAGGUACAUCAUGGUGACCCGCGACCACGUCGACUUCCGGGCCAUCGACAUCUCCGGCUCGAGGACCCCGACCGCCCUGCUGGAGAAGAUCCGCGGGUGCCUGAAGUUCCCGCCGCCGCCCGGCUUCACCCUGUCGUCGUACUCCCUCGGCGACGGCAUCGUCGGACCCCGCAUGAGCCCGGACCAGCUCUUCGCCACCAUCACCAACGCCCCGGGCGGGCCGGGACCGCUGCUCUUUUUCCUGCGGUCGUGACCUCGCGCCCCGAGGGAUGGGAUAGCCGCGCCAGGACCGUUGAUCCCGACCGUUUCCCCUCGUCCCUCUUGAUCUCCUCCCACCUCGCGGAGGAUCAUUUCCCUUUCGUUCUUUCUUUCUCUCUUCUCUCCCGUUUCGGGGACGACGGUUCCCCGACGGGACGAUUCCCCUGGGCUUGUAUCGGUUGCAUCGGGCAGGAGUUGAGGGGUUUUUCUCUUAUCGCGUUACGAUGGAAAUGAGACACCCGUGGGUGGACGGUGGGCAUGAUGCUACGACGUCAUGGCUUUUACUGCUUCUGGCACUUCGUUCGUAGCAGCGGUACAUUAUACAUAGCAUGAAUGGCAUGGGGAUUUACUCGAGAACCCGGCCCCUUCCUCCUUGACGCUACAUACGCGAUGAUUGAAGAUUGUCUGUGUGAUUUCCAGCUCCGUCCUCGCGCCGGCGGAUCGAUGCCUCAACCCGCCUGCGUUGUCCAGGUCAUGAACUCUGCGUAGUCCCGUGGAUU
Molecule: messenger RNA, 1689 nt
Organism: Dissoconium aciculare CBS 342.82
Lineage: Eukaryota; Fungi; Ascomycota; Dothideomycetes; Mycosphaerellales; Dissoconiaceae
Exons: 1
Coding region: 296-1423 (375 amino acids)
Source: RefSeq, a predicted model, not a curated record